UGACGCUCCUGCGACUGUCGCUGGCUUCACAGAGCAGCUGGACCGAGAGAAGACGCAGCAGAAGGGAGACAGAGAGACGGAGAGACGGAGAGAGAGACAGACGGAGGGACAGACGGGUCUGGCGCUAAUGCUGUGGUGUGAGAUGGUGGCGUCAUGCGGAGUAAAGCCGAGGAUCCUGAGAGAGCACCUGACCGCCGCAGCCUCUCCAAAACAACACCAGAACGGACAGAUUUAACAGCCAGCAGUUAAUAUAUGCGCAUACAUACACACGCACUUAUCCCUCGUUAUUGAGUAUUGGUUUUGCAGAGGUAUGGCAGGUGUGGACUUCAUGUCCCGUAUGCGGUCGGUGCUGCGGCGGGAGCGGUGGGACCGGGACUGGAGCGAUUCGGCCCCGCUGGACGAAGAGCUGGCGGAGGAGGACAGCCCCCGCUUCAGCAGGCUGAAGGUGGUGGUCUCCGGAGAGAUGGACGACUACACGGCGGCGUCCUCCAACGGCACGGCCGUAAACACUUUCGUCACCAACGCCGACGAUGACGAUGAGUCUCUGCUUGGCUUGUCGUCCAGCCCGGGCAGCCCGGGCGUCGCCGUGGAAACAUGUGAGAGCUGCGCGAAGAAGAAAGAGCGGCACAAGCGGAGCCGGGUGAUGAGGAAGCUGGCGCUCGCCGCCGUGCUUUACUUCCUGUUCAUGAUAGGAGAACUCGUAGGUGGUUAUAUAGCCAACAGUCUGGCGAUAAUGACGGACGCUCUGCACAUGCUGACCGACCUGGUCGGUAUAGUCGUGUCCCUGCUGGCUCUCUGGCUCUCUGCCAAACCCCCUACCAACAGAUUCACCUUUGGCUUCCAGCGUCUGGAGGUGAUGUCUGCAGGGAUCAGUGUUUUGUUGAUCUACAUUCUGACUGGAGUUCUGCUGAAUGAGGCAGUGCAGAGAACGCUCCACCAGGACUUCACCAUCGACGGGGAUGUGAUGCUGAUCACGGCUGCAGUGGGCGUGGCUGUUAACCUGAUAAUGGGCUUCCUGCUGAACCAGUCGGGUCACCUGCACUCUCAUACACACUCUCAUGGCCACACACACUCCCAGCCGUCAGCGCAGGGUCAGCAGGGUGAUGGCAGCCUGGCGGUGCGGGCAGCGUUUAUCCACGCACUGGGGGACCUGGUGCAGAGCAUCGGUGUUCUAAUCGCAGCUUACAUUGUCCGAUUUAAGCCGGAGUAUAAACUGGCUGACCCCGUGUGCACAUACGUGUUCUCCGUGCUGGUGCUGGUCACCACGUUCCACAUCAUUAGAGACACCGGCCUCAUACUGCUGGAGGGUGUUCCUCGGCACCUGGAUGUGAGUGUGAUGAAGGCUGAUUUGUUGAAGUUGGAGAAUGUGGAAGCAGUAGACGAGCUGAAGUUGUGGGCGCUAACAGCUGAUAAAACUGCAGCCAUCGCUCACCUGCAGCUCACACCGGGCAGUGUGGGGAUGUGGGAGGAGGUGCAGGUGAAAGUUCGUCAUGUCUUGAUGAGGUCAUACGGUGUGUCUCACUGCACUGUGCAGCUGCAGAGCCGCAGGCAGGGGGCGCCACACACCUGCUCCAACUGCCUACUGAGUGCCUGAAUUCACACACGCUUACACACACACUCACGCACCAAGCAUCAACUUCACGUCGCUACUGUGACAGUAGAUGUGUUGCUAUGCAACCACAGAGCCCAAGCCAAAGGCAGCGGAGUGACUGUCCAGCCAAAAUGGAAUUUUAACCAAUGCCCGACGUCCAGCUGUUUCCUAACUCCAGGGUGAACUUAACUCACUUUUGAUAAAGAAAUCUUCCAUACUGUUCUGUAAAGAGUGGAAUGGCCACUUUUUUGUUUGUUUGGACCACAUUGUGUGGUUUAAUUUUAUUUUUGAUAAUCUUCUGGGAUGAGAUGUUGAGUCUUUCCAGCUCAUCCUUCACAAGCACAAGAGUUUACUAAAUCAGCUGUGAUCUGAUGGAGAUGUUAACCCACCAAGCCAAACUGGGCUCCCCUGAAGCUCCUGGUCCACUCCUCUCCAGCCUGUCUCAGAGAGCCUGGAUUUGGUUUACACUUAGUGUUAUACUGACUGGAUAGUUUAAGCUCAAAGUGAUGGCUGUCGCUUCGUGGCUUUAAGCUUCAGUGAUUCAGCUAACUGUAAAAUCCUGCUCUGUGAAAUGUUGCUUAAGGUCCAUAUAAGUGCUCGCUUCACUGUUUUCCCUGCUUUAACACAUCUGAUUCAGAGAAGUCAUGACCGUCGUGUUGAAGGUUAAAUCAGGUGUGCUGAGCCAGGAAAACCCAGUUAGCCGGAUAACCCUUUAAACGAACCCUUUAUCAAGGUCUGAGUUUGGUCCACUUCAGUUCUUACGCAUUAGUUUAAUAGCAGAUACUGAUGAAAUAGCAGUAGAUACUCACUAAUUUAAAGUGGGUACUCAGUAAAGGGAAUAAUGAAGGCUUGUAUUCUGGAAGGGGAUGAGUUGAAAGUCAAGCCUGUCUAAUAGGAAGGAGCAGUAGCUGAGGAACAAUUCCGGUGGGACAGUCCUCAUUCUGGGCUUAAGGAGUGCAGCUAAACUGAGAUCUCGCUUUGUGAAACAUCCCUCAGGGGAAGCACUGCACUAAACUACAGCUGCUCUGGCUCCACAUUAACCUAGUCUUGCUCUAGACUAAGCCAGUCUAGCUGUAGCCUACCAAAGCCAGUCUGAUUCAAGGCCAAGCUGAUUGAUUUCUGGCUAAUGAAGCCAGUCUGGCUCAGCAAAUGUAGCCUGGCUCAGGGCUAUUCUGGCUAUAGCCUGUGCUAGUCUGCCUCUAGUAUAAACUAGUUUUGGUCUAGGAUAAACUGUAGUUUGCCAAAGCUGGCUCUAGUUUAGCCUGGCCUAACUCUGGGGUAAGGUCGUCUGGCUCUAGACUAACAGACAUCGUCUGAUUCUAGGAUAAGCAAGAUAUGCUCCUGGCCAAUUAAGCUCGUCUGGCUCUAGUCUAGGCCAAUGGAGCUCGUCUGGCUCUAGUCUAGGCCAAUGGAGCUAGACUGGCUCUAGUCUAGGCCAAUGGAGCUAGACUGGCUCUAGUCUAGGCCAAUGGAGCUAGACUGGCUCUAGUCUAGGCCAAUGGAGCUAGACUGGCUCUAGUCUAGGCCAAUGGAGCUAGACUGGCUCUAGUCUAGGCCAAAGGAGCUAGACUGGCUCUAGUCUAGGCCAAUGGAGCUAGACUGGCUCUAGUCUAGGCCAAUGGAGCUAGACUGGCUCUAGUCUAGGCCAAUGGAGCUAGACUGGCUCUAGUCUAGGCCAAUGGAGCUAGACUGGCUCUAGUCUAGGCCAAAGGAGCUAGACUGGCUCUAGUCUAGGCCAAUGGAGCUAGACUGGCUCUAGUCUAGGCCAAUGGAGCUAGACUGGCUCUAGUCUAGGCCAAUGGAGCUAGACUGGCUCUAGUCUAAGCCAGUCUUGGGUAAUGAAGCUAGUCUAGCUCUAGUCUAGAUUAGUUUGGCUCUAGACUAAGUUGGUCUGGUGCUUGGCUACCAGGAUGUGGUCAUCAGUCUCCAAGCCACCACAAGCUCAACCUGCUUUCUCUUUCAACUGACACGUUGCAAAUGCUGACCGAAUUGUUAAAACAUGCAAGUGACAAUCGGACCGCUGUAAAAAUCCUGCCUUCCGCUGCGUUUCUCUCCGUGCCACAUAAACCUCAGCUCAGCGGGAAGCACCGAGAACCACAAUGCAAAAGAAGUUUGGAGGGAGGGUGCACGUGCCUUUUCCGGAAAACCGCUGUGCGAGAAAACUUUGUGGUACCAACAGAUUGUCACGUUCGCCAGACUCGACUCCAAUCAAUGCCUUUUUAAUCACUUAAUUUUAUUUGAUGUUUACUUUUCAGAAAAAAAAGUUUAGUUGCAGAUUUGAUGUUUGUUUGCGUAUCACACAUAACUCAACUAUAUUUUUUGUAUUUUGUUGUUUUAACUUUAAUUUUGUAAUUAAGUUCUGAUAUUUUGCACAUUCUCCUAACUUGAACAGUAAUGAAUUCCUCAUUUUUGCAGUGUUGGUGUUGAGGAGCGUUUGGAGUGGGCUCGGAACGAUCUGCACUCUGAGUUAAGCUCCUGAUAACUUGAAAUAAACCUGUUUUAAAGGCCUGCACAUUAAA
Messenger RNA from Pygocentrus nattereri (red-bellied piranha), 4110 nucleotides. RefSeq names its product solute carrier family 30 member 4 (gene slc30a4). Bases 311 to 1594 code for a protein of 427 amino acids. Gene Ontology annotation, biological process: response to zinc ion; zinc ion transmembrane transport. Gene Ontology annotation, molecular function: zinc ion transmembrane transporter activity. The transcript is spliced from 8 exons. The record is from RefSeq and is a predicted model, not a curated record. NCBI's taxonomy places the organism in Eukaryota, Metazoa, Chordata, Actinopteri, Characiformes, Serrasalmidae. Gene Ontology annotation, cellular component: plasma membrane.